UUUAUUUCAUUAUUCACUCCAGGAAGUUUACGUUUAGCUGUCAAUAGCAGGGUGAAUUUGUUCGUUUGCAAGAUAGCUAUAUUGCAAACACAUGUUUGCAACUUAUUUAAAGCUGAUCAUAAAUAUCAGAUAUGAUAUAACGUGUCUAAGAUGGCAAUCAUACAUAUCUUUUUAAACAGAAACAAUACAAAGUUGACAGAGAGUUGGCUAUCCUAGUUAAGUCUCCAAAUGACCACAGACAGGUUUUAGGUUCAACGCCCGGCUGCUGUGUAUAACUAAAUAACUAACUAUGGGCAACACGGAAAGUGUUGUCGUACAGAAACGGCUGGCCCGUUUCCGUCCUGAAGAACGGCCCUUGAUCGAGGGGGUGUUUGAACGGCUUCAAGGUGAUGGAGGCUCAGGAAAGGUUUUAACACUGGAGAGCUUCAAGUCCUCCAUGGAUACUCUAGCCUCAGACUCCAUGAUAAAGAGGGUAUAUCGGGCUGCAUGUUGUGUUGAGUCUGGAGCUGGAACAGCAACAGUGACAGGCUCGGGGAAGGCCAUCACUGCAGCCACGUCUGGCGUGAGCCGUGAACAACUCGUCGUCUUCCUAGCUGACCUUCUGCGUGGUACCGCAGAAGAACGCGCACCCCUUGUACUGGCCAUGUCGCAGGAGGGGGCAGGGAACUCAGAGGUGGUCACACGCGAACAGGUGUCGCAGUUCCUCCAGGACGUCCUUUCUUCUGUGGUGAAGAUCCUGGUCAGUCGGGAGCGCCUGCGGGGCUGGAAGCUGGACAGGAUGGGGGAUGUGUCUAUGGGGGUCAAGCUGCUGGCUGAGCAGAUGUGCUCAGAGCUGAAGGCCUCAGAGCGGGGUACCUGUGACGUGUGCAGCCUGGAGGACUGGGUGUUCCGCGUGUCCCAGGUAGCGGCCUACCUGGAGCUGCUGGUGAGCGAGGGCCUGGCCGUGGUGCUCCCCAACCGGCCACCACUCACCCUGCUGCCCGCCUGCUUGGAGGCCCCCUGGUCCAAGCUCAAGUGUCUGCUGGACCUGCCCACCCUCAUGUUCCUGGCUCCGCAGUUGCCAGAUAGCUACAGCGCCCCCUGGAGGCUCCUGUUCACCACACAGCUGCACGGAGAGAGCUUCUCCAGGAUGGUGGCGGGCCUGUCCAAACGGGGCCCCACCCUGCUGCUCAUCAGGGACACCCGGGGCCACGUGUUCGGGGCGUUCGCCUCCCAUGCCUGGGAGGUGAAACCACAGUUCCAGGGUCAGCCCCAUGGAUCAUGGCGCAUAGCGUUGGAAAAAAUUGUGCAUAGCCAAGUGCACAGAAGUUGGUUUUGUGGUGACUCUAGAUGCUUCCUCUUCUCGGUGUACCCGAGGCUGCGUGUGUACACCGCUACAGGAUACAAUCAGCACUUCAUGUACCUCAACCAGAACCAGCAGACCAUGCCCAAUGGACUGGGAAUGGGCGGGCAGCAUGGCUACUUUGGCUUGUGGCUGGACAGCGACUUUGGCCGUGGUCACAGCCGUGCGCGUCCCAAGUGCACCACCUACGGCAGCCCCCAGCUGUCGGCGGACGAGGAAUUCACCCUGGACUACGCGGAGGUGUGGGCUGUGGGCAAACCACCCGCACCGGAGGAGGGCGAGGAGGGGCGGGGCAAGAGAAGCGUCCUGGACAUGGACCCGGAGGUCCAGGCCAUGAUGGAGAUGGCAGGGAAGACGCUCCACAGCCAGGGCCUCAGAGAACCAGAAGAGGACGAGGACUAGCCCCCACAAGGAGAACCUCCAGAGAACCAGCCGGACCUGGACUGAGACCAUCAGAGAACCAGCCGGACCUGGACUGAGACCAUCAGAGAACCAGCCGGACCUGGACUGAGACCAUCAGAGAACCAGCCGGACCUGGACUGAGAUCAUCAGAGAACCAGCCGGACCUGGAUCAUCCCAAAGGACAAACCUCUCGCAUUCCUCCAGGGGCCAUUUGAAAAGAGGAAACCGGCAGCGUUCAGUUGUUAAAGGGCCCCUCUUUUCCAAAUGCAUCCACUGGUGAUGACCCGAGUGGGAUAGCUUGGAACAAUCUGCCUCACACCUGGUGGUAAUUCUGUGUGUACACUGGCGUCACACAGAAUUAAAAGCAUCUGCUCUUGUUGAAAUAUUCAACCGUUUUAAAUUGGUAUUGCUGCAAAGAAACUUUUUCUUUAUUUUGUUUUAAACUUUGGUUGUGUUGUUGGAAGGGUUUAUAGAAGCUACAGCCGCUGAGCUACAGAAGCACCAGCGGCAUUAAGGUCCACCAUACCACCUCUAAGACACACACACGCACACGCACGCACGCGCACGCGCACGCGCACAAUAGAAAUGUAGAGUGUAAAGAAGGAUCCAGGCAGGGAAUUUAUUCCAGGUGUAUGGAAGAUUUAAAUUGCACUUUUGAAUCCAAAUGUAGCCGUAUUUAGACUUGUAAAUGUAUUUUAUGAGACUACCAAUAAGUGUUUACAUUCAUAGAUACAAAGAUUAAACCCAAUACUAUCAGAACAACACUAGACCAUAACGUUCUCAUGUUUCUUUCUGGAUUCAUAAAAGGCUCCUCCCUUUGUUCGCCCCUCCGAGUUAUGAAAACAUGGCUGCAAUAGAUAUCCACCAUUGCAGAUUAUUUGUGGCAUAAUAGAUGUCUCUUCACAAAGCCAGAGUGUCAUUGUUUAGAUUCUACAGAGGGAUUGUGCGAGUUCAACCUCCGAGCUCUAUUGCAGCAAAGCUGGGAUGUAAGCGUGUAUUUCAUUAGUUCUUGCACCAAGCGGGGUUGCUUCACCAACCCUAAAUGUGGCACUGAACUUGAUCGAAGGCAGAACGUUGAAGGAAGUAUUUUUGUCUCAACUGUGGAAGCUUGGGUAGAGAAUUUAUUUCUAGGGGAUAUUUUUUUUCCUCCCACUAGCUUUUCCAGCUUCAAUUAAAAUCUGAACACGUAAAAUAACAAAACACAAAUACACAAUUUUAACUGGUUUUAAAAUGGCCCUGUGUUAUGCAGUGAAGUUUGAUGUUUAUUCCAAUAAAGUUGCAUCCAAAUAGGUCAAAAUUCAA
This is a messenger RNA of Gadus morhua (Atlantic cod), 3046 nucleotides long. RefSeq names its product MTOR associated protein, eak-7 homolog (gene meak7). The record is from RefSeq and is a predicted model, not a curated record. Gene Ontology annotation, cellular component: nucleus. Bases 290 to 1744 code for a protein of 484 amino acids. Gene Ontology annotation, biological process: TOR signaling; response to oxidative stress. Lineage: Eukaryota; Metazoa; Chordata; Actinopteri; Gadiformes; Gadidae. The transcript is spliced from 8 exons.